UAAAGCCUUUAUAGGGCAGCAGCCUCUUUAUCGUCCAUCGUCGGCGCCGAAACGCUUUGGAGGUGGAGGAUCUGCCGCAGCCAUGGCGGUCGGGAAGAACAAGAGGAUCUCCAAGGGGAAGAAGGGAGGCAAGAAGAAGGCGGUUGAUCCUUUCGCGAAGAAGGAUUGGUACGACAUUAAGGCUCCUUCAGUCUUCAACGUGAGGAACAUUGGCAAGACCCUUGUUUCAAGGACACAGGGCACCAAGAUUGCAUCUGAAGGUUUGAAGCACAGAGUUUUUGAGGUUUGUUUAGCUGACCUGCAGAAUGAUGAGGACCAGGCGCACAGAAAAAUCCGGCUUCGUGCGGAGGAUGUGCAAGGGAAGAAUGUUUUAACUAACUUCUGGGGCAUGGACCUGACAACUGACAAGGUUAGAUACGUAGUCCGAAAGUGGCAGACUUUAAUUGAAGCACAUGUUGAUGUGAAGACGACCGACAAUUACACUUUGAGGAUGUUUUGUAUUGGCUUCACUAAGAGACGCCCAAAUCAGGUUAAACGCACGUGUUACGCCCAAUCUAGUCAGAUCAGACAGAUACGCCGCAAGAUGAGAGAGAUUAUGGUUAAUCAAGCUACAACUGGUGAUCUGAAGGAUUUGGUACAGAAAUUCAUACCAGAGGUCAUAGGUAAGGAAAUUGAAAAAGCAACAACAAGCAUUUACCCCUUGCAGAAUGUUUUCAUCCGCAAAGUCAAAAUUCUCAAGGCUCCCAAAUUCGAUCUGGGGAAGCUUAUGGAGGUCCAUGGUGACUACAAGGAGGAUGUGGGUGCCAAGGUAGACAGACCUGCUGAAGAUGUCCAGAUGGAAGGUGAAGAAGUAACUGGGGCAUAGAUAUCUAGUCUUUCUAUUGCCAACAUCCACAUGAAUGCAGUUGCUGCAGUUUUGUGUUUCCUGUUGCUAUUGAGUUGAUCAGUGACAUCUUUGGCAUUAUUUCCAGCAUCGGUUGGCUUUUCUUUUAGUGGAAUGGAUGAGCUCUUCACAAACACAGAAAUUAUUUUUUAAUAUUAAAUGUACUUGAUGAUCCAUUUAAUUAGCUGCCAUGGGUUUUUUCAA
This is a messenger RNA of Musa acuminata AAA Group (dessert banana), 1087 nucleotides long. Its product is annotated as small ribosomal subunit protein eS1. The transcript is spliced from 7 exons. NCBI's taxonomy places the organism in Eukaryota, Viridiplantae, Streptophyta, Magnoliopsida, Zingiberales, Musaceae. The record is from RefSeq and is a predicted model, not a curated record. The coding region runs from base 83 to 865 and encodes 260 amino acids. Gene Ontology annotation, biological process: translation. Gene Ontology annotation, cellular component: ribosome; cytosol. Gene Ontology annotation, molecular function: structural constituent of ribosome.